Athene cunicularia (burrowing owl) is the source of this 2946-nucleotide messenger RNA. RefSeq names its product F-box and leucine rich repeat protein 16 (gene FBXL16). The coding region runs from base 118 to 1620 and encodes 500 amino acids. Gene Ontology annotation, cellular component: SCF ubiquitin ligase complex. The record is from RefSeq and is a predicted model, not a curated record. NCBI's taxonomy places the organism in Eukaryota, Metazoa, Chordata, Aves, Strigiformes, Strigidae. Gene Ontology annotation, molecular function: protein binding. The transcript has 6 exons. Gene Ontology annotation, biological process: SCF-dependent proteasomal ubiquitin-dependent protein catabolic process.
CCGGUCCGGUGGCGCCCCCCACUCCCCCGCCUGCAUCCCGGUAGCUCAACCGAGGAUGGUGGUCAGUGUGAACCCCCCAGCGAUGCAGCUCCCCUCACCCAGAGAGACCUGUGGAAGAUGUCGAACCCGAGAAACGGCGACACCAAGCCCCCAUGUUUGCCCCGCAAUGGACUGGUGAAGAUCCCCACACAACCCAACGGCCUUGGCUCCGCCAGCAUCACCAAAGGCACCCCCGCCGUGAAAAACCGCCUGUGCCAGCCUUCCUCUGUGCCUGCCAUCCUCAGCCCGGCCUUAGCCCACCGCAGCGACCUGCCCAUCCCCAGCCUGGCCUCCCCGCUCUCCUUGGCCGCUCUGGCCAGUGUCUCCUCCCCUCCCGGCGCUUCCUUGGUGGGACUGAACACGAGCGAAGGCUCAGAGCAGCCCUCACCGGAGCGGCUGCCUGGCUCGCCCUCGGAACGGCAGCUGGCAGUGGAUGAGAAGAUCCUCAACCGCUUGUUCUGGUACUUUUCGGCGUGUGAGAAGUGUGUGCUGGCGCAGGUGUGCAAGGCAUGGCGGCGGGUGCUCUACCAACCCAAGUUCUGGGUGGGCUUGACACCCGUCCUGCACACCAAAGAGCUCUACAAUGUCCUGCCUGGUGGUGAGAAGGAGUUCGUCAGCCUGCAGGGCUUUGCUGUCCGUGGCUUCGAGGGCUUCUGCCUUGUGGGCGUCUCCGACCUGGACAUUUGUGAGUUCAUUGACAACUACCCCCUCUCCAAGAAGGGGGUCAAGUCCAUGAGCCUUAAGAGGUCAACCAUCACAGACGCAGGGCUGGAGGUGAUGCUGGAGCAGAUGCAGGGCGUGGUGCGGCUGGAGCUGUCGGGCUGCAACGACUUCACAGAGGCUGGGCUGUGGUCCAGCCUCAAUGCCCGCAUCACGGCGCUGAGCGUCAGUGACUGCAUCAACGUGGCCGACGACGCCAUCGCCGCCAUCUCGCAACUCCUGCCCAACCUCACCGAGCUCAACCUGCAAGCCUACCACGUGACGGACACGGCACUCGCCUACUUCACCGCCAAGCAAGGCUACACCACCCACACCCUCCGCCUCAACUCCUGCUGGGAGAUCACCAACCAUGGCGUGGUCAACAUGGUCCACAGCCUGCCCAACCUGAGCGUCCUCAGCCUCUCGGGCUGCUCUAAGGUGACGGAUGACGGCGUGGAGCUGGUGGCAGAGAACCUGCGGAAGCUGCGCAGCCUCGACCUCUCCUGGUGCCCUCGCAUCACCGACAUGGCCCUGGAGUACAUCGCCUGUGACCUGCACAAGCUGGAGGAGCUGGUGCUCGACAGGUGCGUGCGGAUCACCGACACCGGCCUCAGCUACCUGUCCACCAUGUCAUCCCUGCGGAGCCUCUACCUGCGCUGGUGCUGCCAGGUGCAGGAUUUUGGCCUGAAGCAUCUCCUGAGCAUGGGCAGCCUGCGCCUCCUCUCACUGGCUGGCUGCCCCUUGCUGACCACCACGGGGCUGUCAGGGCUGGUGCAGCUGCAGGAGCUGGAGGAGCUGGAGCUCACCAACUGCCCCGGGGCCACCCCGGAGCUCUUCAAGUACUUCUCCCAGCACCUGCCAUGCUGCAUGGUGAUCGAGUAGCGCCGGAUCCAGCCGCCCCGCUCCCACGCCCACCCCGCCGCCACCCCGUCUGACAUCGCCCACCCCAGUUCUUUCCGUCUGCUGGGGGGACGCGAAAGACACCAUCGAAUACAACUGACCCCAGACACUCCCCGCACCGAUGCCCCCGAGGGACGCGGGGCUCCGGGGGGAGAUGGGGGAUGGUAUCGCCCCUCACCGGAGCCCUCCUGGGUACCCUGUAAAUUCCACCCCACGCUGCCACCAUUGCCUGUCCUCCUCCCGGUGUCCUGCCAGCUCCUUCCAGACGGAUGAACGGACAUCAUGGAAACCCAAAUUGGGAAGGCGAUGGCGGCAUGACACCCCCCCUGGCUGUAUCCUGCCCCCACCCUGGUGCCAAGAUGGCACAUAGUCCUGCCACCAAGGGUGCUCCUGGGAACCCAAGGAUGCUCCUGAGGACCCAAGGAUGCUCCCAGGGAUAGGCAGGAGGAGGAUGCUUAUUUUUGGCACCCGUGGGUGGUGGCAGAGGCUGGAUGGGUCCCUUCGCACCCUCGGAGCCGGUAACUGAGCCACCCCCCCCAUGCUGCGUGUCCCCCCACGAGCCCCCGGCCCUGCCCUUGGGGUGCCCAGCGCUUUACCCUGGUGAAUAGGAUGUUUUUCUCCACCCGCCCGCCCGCCACCCUCGCAUGCUCGCUUGCUUCAGUCUCGUGGUAUGGCAGGCUCCGGGGUACCCAGGGGGGAUGGUGACAAGUGACAGCCCCCACUUGGCCCCUCCAUACGGCUUUGCCCUGCCCAGAUCCUGCCCCGGGAGCUGGCCUCUCCCGGCAAGCAUCUCCCCUCACCCUGGGGAUCCCACUGCACCCCAGUUUAUGUGGGGUCAAUGGUGUGACACUGCUCCCCUCGGGAUGCCAGCGCCAAGGAGUGACCCAUCCGGCUGGGAUGGGACAUCCCAGGGGACCGGGGCCAGGUAUGAGCCGCCGCGGGGACACCAGCAACACAGAGUGAAGGCAGGAGGCAGCACCUAGGACACGCUGCCACCACCGCCGCUCUUCCAGCUGGAAAGCUAUCGCCCCAAUGCCAGCAGCAAGCGGGGGGCCGGGGGCACCCCUGGGCUGGGCCAAGCCGGGGCCAAGCCAGGCAAUGGGGCUGUGGUGCCCGCGGGAACCCGGCGCAGGAGGGGGCUUAGUGGCUGUCCCCGGGGCAUCACCCGCUGCCACAUCAGCUGCCCACACAGCCCCGGGAGGAGCGUGGGCACCGACACGGACACGGACAUGGGCACGGGCACGGACAUGGACACGCUUUCGGUUUGUUUUGCCUUUGUACCGGCCGGGAAGGAACUGCUGCACCACC